Molecule: messenger RNA, 1117 nt
Organism: Paramormyrops kingsleyae
Lineage: Eukaryota; Metazoa; Chordata; Actinopteri; Osteoglossiformes; Mormyridae
Product: protein RD3-like
Source: RefSeq, a predicted model, not a curated record
AGCGUUUGUGCGCGUUUGCGCGCACCUCUGCGCGCGCACACAGUCAGAUCGCAGAGGAGCGGAGACGCGAAAGCGCGCCUCCCUUUGGGGAGCAGAACCUUGGCUCAGACACCCGAUAGAAGCGGCGACGGCGGACACGGCCCGAGUCGUGCGCCCUGCGAACUUCCAGCUCGCCUCCUCUACCACGCUGAUGUGGAGACGCACUCCUGUCAACCCUGGGUGCUGAGGCGCGUCGCUCCCAUUAGAAGUUACAUCUGCGGUCUUCUGAAGUUAAAGCAGUGAUGGACAAAGGGGGGCAGAGCAGCCGGCGCAGCGAGUAGCGCAGGCUGAGAAACAGUGAGAGACAGGAGGAGCAUUUUCCCUCCUCCCUGCAUUUGCGGAUUACCUGGCAGCCGAUUUGGUUGCUCUCUUUUGGCAGGGAGGUCGCAGGUGGUUAGGAGGCCAGCUCUUACAGUAAGCGGCGGAGGCCACACAGAGCGAGUGGCGCCCUCUGCUGGGCGGAGGUCUGAGCCUCACUUUUCUACCCCCUGGCUUGGCGAUGCCCCUCUUCAGCUGGAGGAAGCGCCCCCCUGUGGAGGAGGUGCGAGGCGGCCCCCUGCUGCACCAGCUGCUGCGGCACGUGGAAGAGCGUGAGCAGCGCCGCCGCCUGGCCCGUGGCAUCCAGCCGGCGGCCCCACGGCCCCUCGUGGCCCCCCAGGACCGGCAGCAGCUGGAGCUGCUCUGUGCUCGAGUGCCGCCGGCUCACGCGGCCGCCGUUCUCUCCAGGGUCAAGGAGGUGCUGGCGGGCACCAGCCUACCUCCCUGGGAGCUGGUCUACGCUUUUCAGCAGGUGCUGCGAGAUUUCCUCUGCGGGGAGGAGGUAGAGGAGGCGGGGCCUGUGCUGGCCUGGGACAGACGCUGUCCGAGGAAGCUGGGCUCAGGAGCGGCCACGGCGCCGGAGUGUCCAGACCCACAGAGGGAGGAGAUCCCCACCAUCUCCAGCCAUGUGGAACGCAGCAUGUGCUGGACCCGGCCUUACGAGGCCCAGAGGGACUGGGACCUACCCCAUCACUGCCCCGCCCCCCGGCACUGCCCCGCCCCCCAGCGCUGUUCUCAGGCUUACAGCACUGCUUUGUGA